Patiria miniata (bat star) is the source of this 1488-nucleotide messenger RNA. RefSeq lists its product as uncharacterized. The transcript has 2 exons. Lineage: Eukaryota; Metazoa; Echinodermata; Asteroidea; Valvatida; Asterinidae. Gene Ontology annotation, biological process: protein deubiquitination. Bases 52 to 888 code for a protein of 278 amino acids. Gene Ontology annotation, molecular function: cysteine-type deubiquitinase activity. The record is from RefSeq and is a predicted model, not a curated record.
UCAAUGAGAGCCCUGUGAGAGGAAUGUGCACAAAGGACAGCAUCCAGGACAAUGAAACAAAAAUCAAAUCAGCAAGGUUGCCAGGUCAGUGAAGGACGGAGUUUGUUGAAGCGUGUGGCUACAUGGCAAGAUGUACACAGGUAUUGUACUGAUUUGGCAAGAUCAAUGUCUUUGUCUAAUAAUGAGCAGUUUGAAAUUACAGGUGUAUCUGUAUGGCUGGAUGAUGAGGUAAGGCAAGAUCCUGAUGAUUGUAAAGAGGAGACGGAGCAAUUGUUAUUGGGAAGUAGUGAUCACAGUAAUGGAGAAGGCAAUGAAGGAAGUAGUGGUUCUAGAGAAGUUCCUGGUUCUUGUAGCAGUUUGCCAAGUACAUGUAGUGAUCUGCCAAAUAAGAAGAAGGAAGGUCAGAAACCUAGUUUCAAUGAAAUGAGUUGUAAUAAAGUUGAUAAUGGUAGUGAUGUUGAAAUCAAGGAAGUGAGACAAGGUCAAGGUUUUAAGUUUGUUCCUCUGACAUAUGCUAGCAAGAAUGGACUGUGCAGAAAGCAUGGAAUAGGCCAAAUAUCUCUGGAUUGUAAUGAGGUGUCAGAUAAAUGUGAAGAGAUGGGAAAACCUGAUUUAGUGAAGAAAAUUAAAGGUGAUGGAAACUGCUUUUUCCGGGCGAUAUCAUUUGCUGUGUCAGGAACUGAAGAAAAUCAUGUGCAGUUAAGAAUGGCUACUGUCAAUCACUUGUUAAAAAAUGGAGAUAAAUUCAAUGGUUUUCUGCGACAAGGGUUUGUUAAUGUGGAAGAAUAUGUCAUAAGGCAAAGAAUGUUUGACUCUGGAGUGUGGUCUACAGAGGUUGAAAUCAUGGCGAUGGCACAAAAUGUUGGGUACAGACAUAUAUACUUUUGAAGAUGUGAAUAAGUGGUAUGUUUUCUCUGCAAGCACCUUUGAGAGAGAGGCUGUAACAUUACAUGAGGCAAUUUAUUUGUACCAUAGGCAUAGAAUUCAUUAUGAUGUUGUGUUGUCAGUUCAUGAAUCAACUCAAUCAAGAAGGCAAUCUGAUAAUAGACAACAAAAAGCAACAACUAAUAAAAAAAGCAGAGUGUGGAAAAGACCGUACCUCCAGUAAAUCAGAAAAGAAUUUGAAGUGUAAAAGGCGUAAGCGAGGAAAUAGAAAAUUACAACAAAAAAGGAAAAGAGAGAAAGCUAAGGAAAGGUAUGCAGACAAGGUGAAAGGUGAAAAGAAUAGGAGUGAUGAGCAAAAGCAAAGUAAAAAGAUGUAUAACAAGAAGAACUACCAAAAGAAUGCAGACAAGAAGAAGGAAUUGCUUCAAAUAAAGUACAAUAGUGAUAUGGACUUUAAAACAGAGCGAUUAAAGGCUGAAAAAAGAAAUUAUAACGAUGAAACGCAUAAAAAAAGUAUUUUAAAGCAUAAAAAAAAGAAAUAUUGUAACAAUCAAGAAUGCAAAGAAAAGAAAAAAAAACAGUGGGAAAAGAAAUGACCAUGAU